CCUGAAUUAUCAUAGUAUUCUACCACUCUGAGAACUGAAUUCAUCUGUGUCAACUUCACGGGCAACGUUGUAAUAACAAAAAUUCUCUAUCAUUUUUAACUAAAAAGAGGACCAAAAAAAAAAAAAAAAAAGAAUCAAAAUUUCAGCCUUCAGGUUUUAAUUUUAUCCAUCCAUGGCUUGUCCUCCGAAAAAACCCUUAUCUCUCGUCUUUUGCGUGGUCUUGUUGAGCUGCUUCUUCUCUGGUUCUGUCUUAGCUUCUGAAACUUCCCCUUCGGAUACCAACAAAGUCGAAUUGGGUCUCUACUACGAGUCAUUAUGUCCGUACAGUGCCAAUUUUAUUGUCAAUUAUUUAGUUAAGGUCUUUGAAGAUGAUGAUCUCCUCUCCAUCGUUGAUCUCCAUCUUUAUCCCUGGGGUAAUGCCAGAAUCAGAAACGGCACCAAAGCCACCUUCGAUUGCCAGCACGGUCCAUCUGAAUGCUUGUUGAACACUGUGGAAGCUUGUGCUAUUGAUAUCUGGCCUGAAGUGAACGAACAUUUUCAGUUCAUCUACUGUGUUGAAACGUUGGUAUAUGAGCACAAGUACCCCGAAUGGGAAACAUGCUUUGGGAAACUGGGAUUGGAUCCGAAAGCCAUCUCUGAUUGUUAUACCAGUGGAACUGGGACAGAGCUUGAGUUACAAUAUGCAGCUGAAACCAAUUCCCUUGAGCCUCCUCAUCAAUAUGUACCCUGGGUAGUUGUGGAUGGACAGCCACUUUAUGAGGACUAUGAGAACUUUAUAACUUACAUCUGCAAGGCAUAUAAUGGCACUGCUCUACCUAAGGCUUGCAGCAAUAUAACCCUUAAUACAAUCCACAAGGAGAAGGCAGAGCCUACAGGCCCCGUUUGUUAUAAGGAGACAACAACAUGGUCCACUCAAAUUAGAUCGGCGAUAACAUCAUGGAUGCGUAAGGUGAACAUGGCAGUUUCAAUGUAGAUGUCUCUGUAGAUAAAAACAGUCAGCUUUGUUUCUUGACAUGUUGGGUACUUGUAAGCUCCUUGUCAAAUGGCAGUCCCCAAUAAGAUUUCAUGACUAACUCAUAUGUUGUUACUUAAACAACGCCUGAAUCAUAACUGAAGUUUCACUUCUUAGUUAA
Molecule: messenger RNA, 1133 nt
Organism: Mangifera indica (mango)
Lineage: Eukaryota; Viridiplantae; Streptophyta; Magnoliopsida; Sapindales; Anacardiaceae
Product: gamma-interferon-responsive lysosomal thiol protein-like
Exons: 5
Coding region: 173-973 (266 amino acids)
Molecular function (GO): oxidoreductase activity, acting on a sulfur group of donors, disulfide as acceptor
Source: RefSeq, a predicted model, not a curated record